Messenger RNA from Penicillium malachiteum, 678 nucleotides. RefSeq names its product DJ-1/PfpI family protein. The record is from RefSeq and is a predicted model, not a curated record. Lineage: Eukaryota; Fungi; Ascomycota; Eurotiomycetes; Eurotiales; Aspergillaceae. The transcript has a single exon. Bases 1 to 678 code for a protein of 225 amino acids.
AUGGCCCCACAUAGACAUCUACUAAAACUCACAGACCAACCUCUACGCAUCGGCGUAGCCCUCUUCCCAGGCUUCCAAGCCCUAGACGUCUUCGGACCUCUAGACUGUCUAAACACCCUCUCGAAACUGCGCCCUCUGACUCUAACCCUCCUCUCCUCAACCCUCGACCCCAUCUCUACAUACCACCCCGAAAUCUCAAACGCCAUAUCCCAAAGUGUCGUCCCAACAAGCACCUACAAAACAGCCCCACCCAUCGACCUCCUCCUUGUACCAGGAGGCCAAGGUGCCCGAGGUUCAGAUGCCGCAGUUCUCGAGGUAAUUGAGUUCAUAAAAACUGUAUACCCAAGCCUGAAGUACCUGGUAACAGUAUGUACCGGCUCCGGACUCGCAGCUCGGGCUGGGGUUCUUGAUGGGAAACGCGCAACGACGAACAAGCGUGCGUGGAAAGAGACUGUAGCUGUGCGGGACGCUGUGAUUUGGGUACCGGUGGCGAGGUGGGUGGUUGAUGACAAGGUUUGGAGCUCUGCGGGGGUUAGUGCAGGGAUUGAUGUGAUUUUAGCUUGGAUUGCGGAGUAUUUUGGGGAGAAACUUGCGAAUGAGGUUUCGGAGAGAAUUGAGUAUACUAGACAGCUUGAUUCGACGGUUGAUGCUUUUGCAGAGUUGUAUGGGUUGGUUUGA